AGUUAUUUGACAAAACGAAACUCCCCCAACUUUGACAAGAAGACUUUUCCAGCUCGUCCUUUCAGUGUUGGACAGGCAGUUUUGGGGGGCGAAAAAAAUGCAGAGCAGUGCGUACGGGGCCUCGUUGGCUGGCGGUGCUUUUGAUUUAGAGAAUUUUGUAAAACAGCCUCAGACCAUUUUGCGCUGCCUGAGCUGGUUAUUCUCCAUCGUGGUCUUUGCAACCAUCACAGCAGAAGGCUACAUUAACUCAAAAUCCGAGUCUGAGGCCAAGUGCAUGUUCAACGAAAAUGACAGCGCCUGCAACUACGCAGUCGGAAUCGGCAUCCUGGCCUUCUUGGCCUGUGUUGUCUUCCUCAUGCUGGACGCCUACUUCCCACAAAUCAGCAACGCCAAAGAGAGAAAAUUCAUUGUUCUAGGAGAUUUCAUCUUCUCAGCGGCUUGGACGUUUCUGUGGUUCAUCUGCUUUUGCGUCCUGGCCAACCAGUGGUCCAAAACGACGUCUGAUGUUGUGUUCAAUGAUGCCGCCCGCGCUGUCAUUUCCUUCUCCUUCUUCUCGAUCGUGACCUGGGCUCUCCUCCUCUACUUUGCGUAUGGAAGGUAUCGCCAAGGCGUCACUGAGUUUGACCAGGACUACAGAGACCCAGCCAACGACCAAACCACUCCAUACCCGCCUGCUCCGUACGCCAGCAGCGGCCCCACAGGCUACCAGCAGUCGCCUUUCUCCCACAACCAGGAGCAACCGGGAGAGUACCAGCCUCCGUCUUAUUGAAGGACUGUGAUUCAAAACGCGGGAAUCCAAGGGGAGUUUUCUUUUUAAAUAAAGAUGUGUGCCAAUGGUUUCAUUUAUAACUUGGACUGUUUUCUGCACUCCCAUUUUCUUCCUGCAGAACGUAUUUGCAUUUUUUUGGGGGGGGGCGCACUGGUAUGUUUUUAGUUAAUUUCAUUGUUCAAGUUGUUUGGAUCUCUGUUUGCUGUGUUGUUUGAAGUGCCAAACACAGCAGGUUAAAAUAAUGUUGUUUUUUUUGUUAGGAGGUUGUCUUGGUAAGAGAGAAGAUGGCCGCGCCAUUGUUGUCUUUGUGCCAAACCAGCUGUAGUUAUUUCAGUGCCCCCUUUUGGUUUCGUUUUUUUUUUUUUUUUUUUUUUUUUUUGUGCAAUUUGAAGAGCUUUUAAUAUCAAAGCACUAAGCAACAAACAGGAUAGAAUUUAACUUUGUUGCUGGGAAAUCUGUUUUGCAUUGUUUGGACUGAUGAUUGUUUUAUGAAUAUGUUACUAUUUAGUACAUAUAAAUGUAUUUUCAUUACACUCAUUUUAAUUUACAGCAGUAUAAUAACUGUAAUGUAGCAAUACAGUUCAGUACAUAUUGUUUUUCCACCACAAAACAAACCUAUUUCAUUUAAUCAGUGGGAGUAUUGAAAAUGUUCCCUCUUAACUACUGUAAUGCCAUUAUUAUUUUUUUAAUAAUCAACCACUGAAAAAUGUCUUUUAUGCACUGAAAAACUGUUAAUUUUGGGGGGCAGUUCAUUGCCAAUAUCGGAUUUGUUCAUUUUAAUGUUUUAAAUCCAAUUCUGCCACAGUUUGGUUUAGUAUUUAAAGGUAUUUUUUGUUUUCUUUUAAGGUAGCCAAACCAUUCAUUGUAUCCGCUACCUCUAGGAGUGUAAUAUGCCUUUUCAUGAGUUCAGUUUUUUUUAAAUAUCCAAUUCAGCAAAUGUUUCAGCCAUAAUUUGAUUUUAGGAAUUCGGAGAUAUUGGGGUAGAUUGAUAUAUUUAUUAUCUUACUUAAUCCUUCCAGUCCAGGUAUAUGACAAUCAAACCGUAAUUGUUUUCUGGUUUUGCCUCUUGCUUCUCAUUGCUUUUCUCACACUGUAGUUGUACCUUUUUACAUGAGCUGCAGUUUCACUGUUUUACUCAAUGGCUUUACAGUAAUUCCCCGUUCAAGUGCCUUAUACAGUAUUCUGUAUCACACUGGGUUUGCUAAAUAAAAAAACUGUUCUUGUUUUGAA
This is a messenger RNA of Micropterus dolomieu (smallmouth bass), 1999 nucleotides long. It is a transcript of the gene syngr2a, whose product is annotated as synaptogyrin 2a. Bases 98 to 769 code for a protein of 223 amino acids. Gene Ontology annotation, cellular component: neuromuscular junction; synaptic vesicle membrane. The record is from RefSeq and is a predicted model, not a curated record. NCBI's taxonomy places the organism in Eukaryota, Metazoa, Chordata, Actinopteri, Centrarchiformes, Centrarchidae. The transcript is spliced from 4 exons.